This is a messenger RNA of Penicillium soppii, 849 nucleotides long. RefSeq lists its product as uncharacterized. The record is from RefSeq and is a predicted model, not a curated record. NCBI's taxonomy places the organism in Eukaryota, Fungi, Ascomycota, Eurotiomycetes, Eurotiales, Aspergillaceae. Bases 1 to 849 code for a protein of 282 amino acids. The transcript has a single exon.
AUGUCAAAGCCCAGCUUUUACUACCUCGAGCCCCUCAACCAGCUACCGGGCUCAGAAGUCAACAAACUACUUGGCCGAUUUGUUCUUGACCGAUGGAACCCCGGUGUGCAGGGCUACGAGCCAGAAAACCCGUCCAGAAUUAUCACAGAAGAGUUUAUUGGUGAAGACCUUCAAUUUGAAAAUGCCGAAAUCUGCAUCACUUCUGUCUCUCAUUCUUCAACGAACGCGGGUGUUCGUAGGGCUCUCAUGAUAGGAGGCUCUCACCAAAGUAAGGGGGAUGUGGUGUUGCGCAGCACCCAGGUGACAAAGAGAGGGAUGAAGAAUGCGCGAUUGUCCUUUGACGCACUCAUGAACGACAAGGACGUGACGACCAGUGUUAAAAAACUAAUGCGUGAUACUCACGCGCAUACUAUAUGGAUGAUCACGGCCGUUCUUUUCGUCAACGAUGCACAUAUCAAAACGAAUGUCUCGAGCUCAAAUCAGUCUGAUACCCAGACAACCUUACCAAUCCCUGCUAUUGCAACUUCAGAGCUCGAUUUGGGAGCACUUGAUAACGAAGCAAAUAUAUCAUUUUCAAGUCGGGAGACAUCGGCAGCGAAUUUAGAGGCCGAAAUGUCUGGCAGGCGCGUUUUUGCGGUGCAGUACUGGCGGUGUGAGCAUCGACCGGUAGAUAGGAUAUUCGAUCAGUGGAGGGAACAGUUGGCCCUUCGUGGGAGAGGUAUCCAGAAAGUCAGCACAGGGCACAGGGGGCUGGGAAGUUCUGACGAUGAGGACAAUGAUACGGAUAACGAUGAUUGGGAUGCUGAUCUUGAACUUUGCUCUGAAGAUCUUCCGGGUGACAAAAAUUAA